AUGUCGGACAGCAUCAAGGAGCUCGUCGAGAUUCCCCAGGCCUUCGUUAAGGAGGGCACCCACACUGGAAUGCUCCGGAAUUACUUGCCGACUUCAAGGGCUGGCCGCGGAAGAGCAGAAGCUGCGCUAGGUCUUAUCGUGGAAGCAACGACCCGUACAACAAGCACACAUGCCAGCUACCUUUUCGCCUGUCGAGCUGACCCGCAGUUCCUCAACCGGUGCACGAAGCCCACGAAGGCUGAGUACAUCCAGCUCUGCCGUGCCGUUGGUGUCGGAUUCCUCGUGAUGGGCUUCAUCGGAUACAUUGUCAAGGUCGUCCACCUUCCUAUUAACAACAUCCUUGUCGGAGGAGCGUAA
Trichosporon asahii var. asahii CBS 2479 is the source of this 357-nucleotide messenger RNA. RefSeq names its product SSS1-ER protein-translocase complex subunit. NCBI's taxonomy places the organism in Eukaryota, Fungi, Basidiomycota, Tremellomycetes, Trichosporonales, Trichosporonaceae. Gene Ontology annotation, biological process: post-translational protein targeting to membrane, translocation; protein targeting. Gene Ontology annotation, cellular component: Ssh1 translocon complex; membrane. Bases 1 to 357 code for a protein of 118 amino acids. The transcript has 3 exons. The record is from RefSeq and is a predicted model, not a curated record. Gene Ontology annotation, molecular function: transmembrane protein transporter activity.